GGGUGGCUCGGGAGGGCCCGCUCGGCGCGGCGGCGGCGCGGCGCUCCGGGGGCAGCCGGAUGUCGGGGCUUUAAUUCAGGAUGAACGAAUGCUACUAUGAUAAGCGCAUGGACUUCUUUUAUAACAAGACAAACACUGACACAGUAGAUGAGUGGACAGGACCAAAGCUUAUCGUUGUUCUGUGUUUUGGGACAUUUUUCUGUCUCUUCAUUUUCAUUUCAAAUUCAUUGGUCAUAGCAGCCGUGGUGAAGAACAGAAGGUUUCAUUUCCCCUUUUACUAUCUCCUGGCCAAUCUAGCCGCUGCAGACUUUUUUGCUGGUAUUGCCUAUGUCUUCCUGAUGUUCAACACUGGCCCAGUGUCUAAGACGUUAACUGUUAACCGCUGGUUUUUGCGUCAGGGUCUUCUGGACACCAGCCUGACAGCUUCCCUGGUGAAUCUUCUCGUCAUCGCCGUUGAGCGGCACAUGUCGAUAAUGCGGAUGAAGAUCCACAGUAAUCUCACGAAGAAAAGAGUCACUUUUUUAAUUAUAUCCAUUUGGGCCAUUGCUAUUUUCAUGGGUGCCGUUCCUACCCUGGGUUGGAACUGCCUCUGUGACAUUACUGCCUGCUCAUCCCUGGCGCCUAUUUACAGCAGAAGUUACCUGGUGUUCUGGAGCAUCUUAAACCUGGUUGUCUUCGUCAUUAUGGUGGUGGUUUACAUAAGGAUCUACAUGUAUGUCCAGAGGAAAACUAAUGUCUUGUCAUCUCACACUAGUGGAUCCAUUAGCCGUAGAAGAACCCCUAUGAAGCUUAUGAAGACUGUCAUGACUGUCUUAGGUGCUUUUGUUGUCUGCUGGACCCCUGGCCUGGUUGUCUUACUGCUUGAUGGUCUGAACUGCACCAACUGUGGGAUUCAGGAUGUUAAAAGAUGGUUUCUUCUCCUGGCCCUGUUGAACUCUGUCAUGAAUCCAAUAAUUUAUUCUUACAAAGAUGAUGAAAUGUGGGGUACUAUGAAAAGGAUGAUUUGCUGCUUCUCUGAGGAUAAAAGCCAGGAGAGACGCUCCUCACGGAUCCCCUCAACAGUUCUCUGCAGAAGCACAGAUACCUCGGGACACUACAUUGAAGAUGGCAUUAUUCAAGGGACAGUUUGUGGAAAAGGAGAGCUUGGUGACAAAGGAAACUCCUGAGCUGUUCACGGGACUGACUUGGCUGGAAAAGGAGGAGAGGGGGAAGGGAGAGGUUUUGUAAGAGAAGAUUGACUGGCAAAGCUAGUAAACAAUAUAUCCACUUUGUUCCAGAGCCUAAACUCCAGUGUUAACAAAAGUUCUUAUAAAUAAUUGCCUGGUGGAAAAACACUUUGUAAUGAAGAAAACUUUCUGUGCUGCUGUCUUUCUCUUUUUUUUUUUUUUUUU
Messenger RNA from Dryobates pubescens (Downy woodpecker), 1391 nucleotides. It is a transcript of the gene LPAR3, whose product is annotated as lysophosphatidic acid receptor 3. Gene Ontology annotation, molecular function: lysophosphatidic acid receptor activity. The transcript is spliced from 3 exons. The coding region runs from base 81 to 1166 and encodes 361 amino acids. Gene Ontology annotation, biological process: G protein-coupled receptor signaling pathway. Lineage: Eukaryota; Metazoa; Chordata; Aves; Piciformes; Picidae. Gene Ontology annotation, cellular component: membrane. The record is from RefSeq and is a predicted model, not a curated record.